This is a messenger RNA of Mytilinidion resinicola, 567 nucleotides long. RefSeq lists its product as uncharacterized. The record is from RefSeq and is a predicted model, not a curated record. The transcript has a single exon. Lineage: Eukaryota; Fungi; Ascomycota; Dothideomycetes; Mytilinidiales; Mytilinidiaceae. Bases 1 to 567 code for a protein of 188 amino acids.
AUGCACGGCUGCAUGGAGCCAAUGAGACGGCUGGUGUUUGACCUCUCCGACGGCCAAGCUCGUUGUCGCACACCCAUGAUGGCGGCCGUUGCUGUCGAGCAUCCCUGCGAAUCGCCAGGAACGUCCUACAAAGCCACGCACACCGCCCCGUUAGCUGUCAGACAAAGCCCGCCGCGCCCCAGCAAUCUCCGCUCCGCCGUCGCUCCCGCACCCAGAUCGUGGGCGCAACUGAUCGAUGUGCGGCGGCGUCGUGAUGAUGAUGGGCAGCACGGCUGCAAACCAGGCGCCUCAGGAGGCAUGGCGGACGUGGUGAGCGCUGAAAGGUUUCGGGAGAGCAGCCAAGCGGUGUUGCUGAACGUGCCAAGGUUUCGUCUGAUGCAAGGGGGCCCAUCUGAGGAAAUCCUGCUCGUGAUACACCUGCACGUGACUCCUGUCUGUUUCAUCCCACCCGAAUGGGUCACUAAGGAGGAAAUGCGGCUAUUCUUGCCGGGCUCGGUACCAGCGCCCUUGUCUUUUUCGAUUGUCCCUGUAUUCAUGGAUGGGUGGCUCGUAGUGUUGCGAUAUUAA